UUGGACUGCGCUUUCAUUCUUGCGAGGCUAAGUUUGCAAGUGAAGAAGCAUCAAGCAGAGCCAUGCCCUUCUUAAGCGACUAGAAAAGGCAGCUCUAUGACUUCAUGGCUUGCACGCAUAAUAAAGAAAAGUGACGCGCUUAUUUUCCCGUUCCUGAUGAUGGCGUCUGGUUAUUCCAGCGAGCCAACAUUUGCAUGGGCCUCAUACAACCACACGCUUUCCUAUCAGCAUCUCGGCAGCCAGCUCAAUUCAUAUCUCGAACUUCUCAUCUUCGUUUCCAUCCUUGCCACUCUACUGACUUCGUUUAUUUAGACCGCUUUGUCUCCCCCUACAGUCUCGCUGCUGUCCCUUUGCGCAUAUCAUCGCGUUUGCGUAUAGAUGUACAAGAUUGAAACAAAAAAGAAAGAAAUAAAGAAAGUAGCCAGUCAUGCGGCUCACAGACAAUGUCGAGAUCUUCAUCGCCAAUCUGACCGAGCCCGUCCACCAUCUUGCUGAGUUCAGCAACAACAGGAGGUAUCCCGGAGAUACAGAAUACCGCUAUGUCGCUGCCGACGCAGGUGACCACUUCUACGGAAUCACCGUCGUUUUUGGACCAAGCUUCAACAUAAUGGCACGGACGAACGAUCCAAAGUACGGGGAGAAAGUGAAAGCGUGCCGGUUUAGAGCUACGAUCGACGGAGGCAUUGCCGUUCAAGAGUGCAUUUGGAGGCUGCCUGACGUGGUCAACAUCGAAAAUGACGAAAAGAAGCCGGCAGUGCAUAGAAUCGAUGUGUUCCUGACUGCAAGUCUGGCGUGGGAUGGAAAGUUGGAACAAUGUCGAAUCCAGAUCGAGACUGUCCCAGAAGCUCAGCCAAAUGUGUUCGACAAAGUCAAGAUGCCAGCUGAGCUUGUGGAAAAGAUUGGCCACAUCGACAUCGAGUUUGAACGUGGAUACCUUGAUUUUCGUAGGGAAGAUCAGGACCCUCCAUUUGUGCCUCAUAUUCCUGGUGCUUUCAAUAGAAACUACUGCGUGACUGGUGCUGCCGAUGUAGUGUAUCGAGCAAAGUUGGUCCCAUGUAAAGAGAAAAGACUGCACGAUGGGAGCGGGCUCUUCGUGGCUGCAGAGAAGACCAAGAGGCUGAGAAUCGACUAUUUGUGUCGCUCAUCAAUUGACUGCGGCGUGAGAGCACAAUACAUCUCAAGACGCGAGCAGACAGCCGAAUUUCUAGCAAUGCGAGCAGCUGCGAAUGCCUUCUACAGGAACAAGAAGGCUUAUGUACUCAAUACAAAGUCAAGAGCCGAGUCGAUACCUGCUAAGCACAUUCCAAAAGAACCACGAGCUAAGAAGAGAGGAGCUAGAGUCGUCGACUUGACUGAAGAUAUCGCUUUGAAACAAGGAAAUGGUUCAGCCAAGAAAAGAGUGAAAAGGGAAGCAGAAUUUGGGAAUGAAAGAGCUAGAUUUCCGCUGAUCGACCUGACCGUGGACCUUGACGACGAACAAGGUGCAGCAAGCGGAACGCAACAAUUGAAAAGGGAACAACCCCAAAUCAUCGAUCUAACAGAGGAGCCCGUCACUGUUAAGCGGGAGCAAUUCAAGUCCAUGCAGGGCCUCAAGACCCAGCCGAGAAAUACUCCGUCACGGUCUCGUACUGCUCCACCGGUGAACAAAGACCACGCCGAAGGUGAUAGCCAUGCCGAAUGGGGAGCGGAAUUUUCAGGUCACAAACCAGCGCUGGUAGAGUCCAUGACGAAAUCCAAAGCAGUACCUAAGCCAACGCGCAGAGCGCCGGACUUAGAAAAAGCCGGGCAACGAGCAACGUACUGCGCAAAGCCAGCGGUGCCAACUUCAAAACUGGAGCCGCAAGUGCCUGAAAGCAGCAAGGAGAGGAAAACCAAAUCUGCAGAAUGUCCAGUCGGACGUGACUCCUUUCGACUUGACGCUCAAGCGACUAAGAACCGAACCAACAGAGCGAUGUUGAAGGCAGCAAGACUUACAAAAAUGCCGCAACAUGAAAAAGUGGCUAUGCCUGCAUCUCCACUCACGCAGUGUCAAAGUAGCGAGCAUGAGAGGACUGCGUCUCCACUUUCUCGGAAUUCAAGGCGUGCGCCAAUUCUUCAAGCACAACCAUCCUCAAGCGCGGGAACAAGGGACGAUAAGCUCUCAAGAUCAAGAUCCGUGAGUGUGUCCGCAUCUAACGGCAUUCAAGCGGUAGCAAAGGGCGUGACCUCUUCACGAAGUCAGAGUUCUUCCUUGGCGAGAUCUCCCUCUCCUUGCGUGCAGCCCGAUAGUCGAAACGAGGAAGACGCACAGCAAAAUGGGCAUUCAGGCUCAUUAUCCCCAACGCAUCAUUCAGCGGAUCUGACGAAAACCAAGAAUGGUAACGGCAAGAGAGCCGUCAUCGGCCCGGAAGAGAUCCAGCUCCUUGGAACCGCAGAGCUUCACGUCCUCAAAGCCAAGUUUGAUUACCUAGCGGCGAGGAAAUCAGUACAUGGGCGUGGUAACAGCUCAAAGGCUCUGCUUUUCAAAAUCACAGGGCUACAUUGCAGCUUGGAGCUACACAACCGUGAGAUUAGAGCUUUGCAGGCUGAAUUGAAGGCAAGCAAGUAGGUCCUAGCUCUUGUGAUGCGGAAGCCUGUGCAUCAAAAGAGCCAUGGAGAUUGGUGGAUCAGCUUCCGAGGGUGAUAUUCGGUGUAUGUUCAUCAAGGAGAAUAUGAACAGCUACAGGUUCGUAGGGGACUCCGGCUCAUGGCGGAUAUGAUAAGUUAAGCUGGAGGGUAUUGCUGACAAAGGCCUCGUCCGGUGAUGACCAUAAUCUGAACAGCGGGGGCAUUAGAAAAGCAAGGAAACGUGUUGGAAGCUCCCACAGCCCGUUCUAUUACUUUCAAUCCCACGUUUCCAUGCUUCUUAUGCAGUGUUCUCGCUCGAGAUGUGGGUGCUCGACGAGUUCUAGUUAGCGCCCUUCGAUAUUC
This is a messenger RNA of Verruconis gallopava, 2949 nucleotides long. RefSeq lists its product as uncharacterized. The record is from RefSeq and is a predicted model, not a curated record. The coding region runs from base 428 to 2587 and encodes 719 amino acids. Lineage: Eukaryota; Fungi; Ascomycota; Dothideomycetes; Venturiales; Sympoventuriaceae. The transcript has 6 exons.